Rhodofomes roseus is the source of this 3085-nucleotide messenger RNA. Its product is annotated as P-loop containing nucleoside triphosphate hydrolase protein. The record is from RefSeq and is a predicted model, not a curated record. Gene Ontology annotation, cellular component: kinesin complex; microtubule; nucleus. Gene Ontology annotation, molecular function: ATP binding; ATP hydrolysis activity; microtubule binding. The transcript has 9 exons. Bases 128 to 2983 code for a protein of 951 amino acids. Lineage: Eukaryota; Fungi; Basidiomycota; Agaricomycetes; Polyporales; Fomitopsidaceae. Gene Ontology annotation, biological process: microtubule-based movement.
CAUCAUCAUCAUCGCUGCAGCCACUCGCCUCUGCUUACUUACCUUUUACCUUCAUCGCGGCAUCUUAUUCUGCCCGCUCACUUUCAAGCUGCCUCCCUCUUGAAUUUGUACUAUCCAUUCGCAAAACAUGGCAAGUAAGCCAAAGACAACUGCCACGCGCGCUUCUACACGCUCCAAGACUACCGCCCCGACGACGACCCGGACCACUCGCGCAGCAUCGAGGACAACUGCUGUCUCACAGUCGUCAACUGUGACAUCUGGUCUACCAGCGCCGAAAAGGACAACUACGCGAAAACCACUUCUCAAUAGGGAUAACUCUCCUGAGCCACCAGAACACGUUCGGGGCAAGAAGCCAACGGCGAAUGCAGCUAGGGCACCUGUCUCCAGAACUGCUACUACUGGAGAUCUGAACGCGGACACAGACAGAGAGCCUAUCAAGGCCUACCUCCGUAUCCGCCCUCACCUCGGAGAUGCCGAGCCCACAUCGCAACCAUACCUCGACCCCAUAUCUGACACUGCUGUACAGAUGACAGAACCCUAUGCGUCCUCUGCACCUUCACGCCUUUCUUCUGCACACGCUUCGUCCAUCUACACGUUCUCCCAUAUCUUCCCUACGGAGACACAGCAGGCCGAUUUCUUCAAUAAGACGACCCUCCCCCUCGUGCGCGAUCUAUUAGAAGGCAGGAGUGGGCUGCUAUUUACGUAUGGCGUCACAAACUCGGGUAAGACGUACACUGUCCAGGGUGGCAGUCAACCGGGAAGCGCGGGUAUCCUCCCGCGCACUCUCGACGUUGUCUUCAACAGUAUACAGGGACUACACGGAGAUGGUCGGUAUCGCCCCGUUCGUUUGAACGGCGUUGAGCCCGCCGAGGGCCCUUCCAAUUCGUUCGCGUCCCAGCUCCCAACUACUUCCGGUGCUCCAGCACUCGCUGACAUUCUAGACGACCUGCCCUCCGGUGACGAUGACAUAGACCCAACAGUGCUCACAGUCGACCGGAAUCACGAGUACACUGUCUGGCUCUCCUACUCCGAAGUUUACAACGAGAAGGUGUACGAUCUCUUCGCAGCGAUCGAUGCACCCGAUGCACCCUCCUCUCAACCUACGCAUUCGCAGUCUGCUAUCCCGCGUCCGAUGUCUAGCUUCCUCAACCUCCCUUUACCCUCAUCCCAGUCUAACCCGCUCCUUCUCACCCGCAAGGCCCUUGCGGUGAAGCCCUGUCCGCCAUCCGACACAGGUUUGACCUCGUCCGAGGCUGCAAAUGGCAGCGCAGGCAAGUAUGUUGCAGGCAUUCGUCAAAUCAGGGUCGAGAGUGCCGCGCAGGCCAAGGCCCUUCUUCGUCUUGGGCAAUUGCAUCGCCGUGUCUUCGGGACCCUCGCGAACACCCAGAGCAGCCGCAGCCAUGCUCUGGUCACCAUCAAGAUACUCCGUGUGCAUCGAGGCGAGAAGAAUGACAUGUCGUCCAUCCAAACUUCACGCCUUACUCUGGUUGAUCUGGCCGGUUCGGAGCGGACGAAACAUACGCAUACGUCGGGCGAUCGACUCCGCGAGGCGGGUAACAUUAACAAGUCACUCAUGGUGCUCGGACAGUGCAUGGAAACGCUUCGUACGAACCAACGCACGCUGGCGCGCAGCCUCGCCGCUUCGAAUGGUACGCGCGUUGACACCAGGGAUGUCAAGCGUGGUCUGGCUAUCGUGCCUUUCCGGCAUAGCAAAUUGACGGAGAUCCUAAUGGACUACUUUGUUGGUGAAGGCAGGGCCGUCAUGAUCGUCAACGUGAACCCAUAUGAUACCGGUUUCGACGAGAAUUCGCAUGUCAUGCGAUUUUCUGCCCUCGCACGAGAGGUGUCUACCGUCCCUGGCACAGCGGUCACGCGUACGCUCCCGGCAGGGAAGACCCGUGCAAGUGAGGUUGUGCCCCACAGGAGGUCAGUAACCCUGUCGACCGGCGGACAUGGCAAGAAAGUCAAUGAGGCGCAUCUCGAGGUCCUCGAAGAGGACGAAGAAUCCGGCGAUGGCGAGGACGGUGAAGAUGAACCCAUCAACCCACUGAUUGAUGCUCUCUUCGACGAGAUGGAGCGGCUACGUGCGCAGCUGUUCGACGCUGAGUUGCGCUGCGCUGUCGUAGAGGCCGAAGUCCGAGAGGAAGUCAUGGAAGAGAUGGAGGCACGGAUGCAGAGCAUGGAGAAGACAUUCAAGCGUCGCCUGAUGAUGGAGAUUGAGCACCACGAGAAGAAGCUUGACGCGAAAAUUGACAUGAUGGCACAGGCGAGACAAGAGAUCGGGAACUCUGACGAGGACCUAACGGACCUUACAGAAGAGGACGACGAAGUAGAUGCUCAGGUGGAGAGCGACCAGUUCGAUGACUCGUCCGAUGCUUCCCCUAGCCGAUCGCCGUCACCGCUUGCUGGCAAGGGCAAAGGCACGAGCGGGCGCUCCAGCCUCAGGACCACCGUUAAGACCGAGAUACCAAUGGAGGUCGAUGAGCCUGAAGUCACAAGUCAAGAUGAUGAAGCCGAAUCGUUGCUCCCACAGGACACGGAGUCGGAGGACGAGCCCGAACCGCCGAUUACAAAGAGUAGCAAGCAAGCGAUGAAGAAGCCCCAGGCCCCUCUCGCUGAGGCCCCUUCGCCCAUCUUCGAAAAGGACGUCAAAGCCGGCAGGGUCAAGGCGAGGAAAGUCAGCGACACCGACACCAAGCUUGCAAACUUGCAGCAAAGCCUGGAUGAAAUGAAGCUGCAAGACAAGCCUCGGGACUCGACUGCUGUCAUCCCAGACAAGAAGGCUCGCAAGGCGGCAGUGGCCCACGGCGGAGAGGACGCCGAAUACGUGCCACAGGAAGGCGAAGUCGACACUAUGAAGAAGAAGAAACGACAGCUUGGAAAGAAUCGCGUUGUAACGGAUGAUGAUAUGGCGGCGAUCAUCCUGGGCACUUCGCAAGAGGCAAGCACCGGACGCCAGCUGCGCCGAAGUGCAAGGCAUUAGAUCGCGGACUGCGCAGUUGCAUAGACAAUCUCUUCCAAUAUCUGUCCUCACCUUGCACCUUGUACUGUAGCCAAUCUCAACAACAACACUGCGUUGCGUUUU